This is a messenger RNA of Hyaloperonospora brassicae, 894 nucleotides long. NCBI's taxonomy places the organism in Eukaryota, Oomycota, Peronosporomycetes, Peronosporales, Peronosporaceae. The record is from the annotation of a GenBank genome assembly.
AUGUCGGACUCGACGCGCGUCGCAGUGCUCGUGCCCUUUCGCGACACUCAUCCGACGCAACAGCGACGCACUCACUUGGACGCGUUUGUGCCGUACAUGACGGACUUCUUACGCCGCCACUGUGCUGCAACGAGUGCCUCGUUCCACCUCUUUAUCCUCGAGCAGUCGAUGGACGGCCGCAAGUUCAAUCGGGGCAAGUUGCUCAACGCAGGCUUCGACAUGGCGUGCACUGACUACGACGUGUACAUUUUCCACGACGUCGACUUGCUGCCCGCAGACAGCUUGAACGCGUGGUACACGACUGUGCCGCAUCAUGGCCCCGUGCACAUUGCGCGCGUGUGGGACCGCUAUCGCGGAAGCCCAACUUACUUUGGCGGUAUCGUCGCGUUCACGCGGGAGCAGUUCACGCAAGUGAAUGGGUAUCCCAAUACGUUUUGGGGAUGGGGCGGCGAAGACGACGAGCUCUAUUGUCGCGUCGUGCACAAACACCUCACUGUCCAAGCGCCGACGAGUGGUGCCGUUCGAGAUCUGGAAGAGAUGAACCUCAACGAGAAGCUCGCGGUGCUUCGUGCAAACAAGUGGAAGUGCACAGUAAAGCGCGAGUUGCUCAAGGAGCACCGUCGGACGUGGCAGAAGAACGGACUGAAGGGUCUGCAUUACGAGUACGUCGAUGCGGAAGCUCUGAACGAGCAUUGCACCAAGAUCACCGUCCACCUCGGUCCGAACGGCCAUUGGUCGGACUCGAGGUCGUCAUUGGAGACCUCACCGGCGAUGGCUUCUUGUCCAGCUUCGACUUCAGCUGUGGUUCCACGACGCUCACCUACAGACGUUGGAAACGACGAGACAACCGCUACGGUCGACACGACCGGAACUGCGUCAACGCACGUUCCAUAA